This is a messenger RNA of Trypanosoma theileri, 3222 nucleotides long. RefSeq lists its product as uncharacterized. Gene Ontology annotation, molecular function: phosphatidylinositol-4,5-bisphosphate binding. Gene Ontology annotation, biological process: exocytosis; Golgi to plasma membrane transport. The record is from RefSeq and is a predicted model, not a curated record. Lineage: Eukaryota; Euglenozoa; Kinetoplastea; Trypanosomatida; Trypanosomatidae. Gene Ontology annotation, cellular component: exocyst; plasma membrane. The transcript has a single exon. Bases 1 to 3222 code for a protein of 1073 amino acids.
AUGUCUUCAAAUGCAGAUGGGGUACUGUCCCUCGUAGAACUUGUUUUUCGCCAGCGUCAUGAAGAGGUACUGGCGUGUGAGAGCGUCGCCGUGAUAGGGCGUGGUACGUCCGGCCAAGGACAGAAACAACGGAUGAUUGCUUUGUGCCGACCCUUUGGUGCUGCCGCAUCUGCCUCACCGUCCUCCCCCUCUUCCUCUGUUUCACAAACGACACUAAAUGUUUUGCGUGUUGAGUCUGAUCGUGUUAUAAAGGUGAAGCUGGUUUUUGUAGUGGCACGUCUUGUUGACGUGAGUCACGAUGGUAACUUUGACGCGACCUUCAACUUUGGAAGCAGUGGUAUGAUCUCUGUUGCCUUCGAGUCGCACAUUCAGCGGGAGAUGUUCGUGGCGGCUGUGCGGCGUGUGCAGCGGGACCUCCAGCCGCUCCAAAUUUCACUCGCGCAGAGCGGCCCCGGGCCCGCCGUGCAGGCAUUUUUGACGGACGCCGUCGGGGCCGCCGCGGAUGCGGAUGCGGCCGCCCGAGUGAAGGGCCUCCGCCGUGCCCGCCACCGUGCGCUCAGCGGCGAGGACGAGCGACGACUGCAGGCGUUUCUCGGCCCCAACGGUUUCGAUGACGUGCGCAGCACGGAACUCCGGCUGCUCGCAAGACAGAAGGAAGCAGAACUCGCAGCCGUUGCGGUGCUACUCACAUCAGGCAGUGCGUGGGAGGGGGUCCGCUGCCGUAUCGCAGAUAUCAUCACAGACAUGGAGGAGCUGGAGGGACGCAUAGCGCAGUACUCACGUCAUAUACUGUCCAAGAAGGAUCAGUUGCAGCGCAUUGAGCACCAGAAUAACAAACUCCAACGUAAACAGCGGAAUCUGGAAAAACUUCAUGAACACCUAGAGGAAUUCUGUGGUCAGUUAAGUCUCCCGAAGCAGACAUCAGCCUUAUUGCUCCGGCUCCGUAGCACAAGGGAUGAAGAUUUGGUUAGUUUCUUUGCAGAAGGGAAUAACGCACAGAUCUUGUCGGAUGCGAUGAAACACAUGCGAACACUGUUACAUAAUACGAAACUUAGCACAGACUUUCCUAUUGCAGCUGUAGCAGAGCGUCGGGCGUUUUUCACGGAACAGCGUCGUAUGAUUGCACAUCGUUCAAAAGCGUAUAUCCUUGCUACAAUUAGCAAACACGAAGAGGCUUACCUGGCAGACCGUAACCGAUAUAGUGGCAAGGGUCGAGUUGUAUGGCGAAUGCACACUGAAUUAAUGGGGCAACUCAUGAGCAUUCGAGAUAUGAUUACUGCGCUCGCCCAUAUUGAUCUAGAGGGGUAUAUUGCCGUCUUGCGUCGCUAUCGUGUAAGUAUGCAACGUGUAUACGCACUUGAGGUACACAGAUUUUUUAAGUACUUGAGAGAGUUAGUUAAAAAAGUGGGUUCACGUGGACCCUUUCUUCUUGGCGUGCGUGAUUCCCCCGAUGACAUGCUCGCCACCCACGUGGAAACAAUGGGAGGAACAGGAGCAAGAUCAAGAUCAGGAUCAGUAGCAGGAGGAGCAGCCUCAACAAAUUUGUGGGGUGGUAGCUUGCGAUCUUCUCCAGAUCCAAGUUUGGCACAAACUCCGCGUGGUCGCUCUAAUAGUAUUGCUCAAAGUAAUAACAGUAAAUACAAUGAUGAAGUGGUUUCGGUAGAACUACCUUGUUGUCAAGAUGAGUCUUUACGUUUGUAUGAUCGGUCAAGUGUACAUGUGGGCACCCCAUCUGCAUCAUCUGCAUUUUCAUUGACCUCAGGUUUUGCCGGAAAAAAGAAUGGUGAACUUCGACCUGAUUUGGCGCUUGCAAUAGCAAUUGAGACUACUUUUACUAUUGUAUUGCAGGAGGAGGAAAUUAUGCGACAGUGCUUCGGUCUUGCCGAAAAAGAACGGGUAAAUGUAGACAAUUCUAUCGAGGGAUCCACCGUACUCAACAGUACCGCUUUGACGAUUGGCGAAAGAGAUGCAUCUGAACUACUUGGUGAAUCUUUGCUAGAAUUGUUUGGAGGUGACAAGCUGGUACAAUUUUCAUCUGCUGCGACGAACUCUACAUCACAGCUGCAAGGAAACGAGACAGAAUUUUCUGGUAGUAAAGUAACUGCCAUUGAUGAUGCUGAUCGUAACUCUGUUAACAUUCUGAGACGGGCGCAACAACGUUGUUUUCUGCAGCAACAACUUUUGGGUUUCGCGGAAUACUGUGGUGAGAAGUGUGAUCGUCUUUACGCUGUUCCAGUUAUCGUUAUGGUGAAGGCGUACCUUCGCGAAGGGACACGCACCGCUGCGAGUUCUUUCUGCUUGGUUAUGCUGCAGGCUCUUGAGCGUCUUGUGGCGUCCAUAAUCUCACGAAGCAUUGCUGAACAGACAGCAUCCAUUGCUGCAUGCCGGCGACGCUAUCUUUUACACCCUGCAGGAAUGUUGAGCUGUUUCACAAAGCUCCCGGUCUUUGUGCAACGUAUGGAGGUGAUACAUGACGCACUUCCACCUGCUAUCUGUAGUCGCAACGACUACGCGUCUAUUGCACUUAGUUUUGUUGACCAAUCAUUUGAAGCACUAAAUUAUAUUACAAACCUUGUAGGCCAAGAUACACGUAGAGAUUUAAAACUUAGUAUAACCGAAACCAUCGCAAUGCGGGCUAUUAAACUCCUAGAUGGUGUAGACAACAAAUCUGCCAAGCGAGGAUUUAUUCAACAGUAUCGCCAUCAUGCUUUUUUCUGCGCUUUUUAUACUUCACUACAACCAACUAAUUGCUACGCAGUGGAUCUUUUACGUGAACGUAAUGAGUCCUCUGAGUUGUUGCGUGACCGUUACGAGGAGGUAUACCUUACGCGUGUGGUCCUUGUAAAAGACUUUACGGAAUUCGGUAGUUUUGUACUAGUCGCCGAAGAUUUGGUACGCGUACACUCGCGUGAAGAGUUGCGGCAUCACAAUGCGCUUUCAGUGGAGGCCGUCCGCCGUGUCUUGCGCUCUCUGCCGCGAGAGAUGCGCAAUGGCAUACCCUCAAGUUCUAAACGAAUGAAGAAGCACUUUCUUCGUGAUGUAGCCGGAAAGCAGGAGGAAUCAUUCCACUGUACACUGUUGCAGCGUCUGUGGCAGCACUUUGGCAUAUUAUUGCUGCAGAAGAUAGAUUUUUUGGAGGCACUCUUACGUUGGCCAAUGUAUGAAGGAAUUGAGAUGUCUGUGACACGGAACGAGGUUUCGGCUCUUCUUCAGGAGGUCUGA